Molecule: messenger RNA, 12770 nt
Organism: Culex pipiens pallens (northern house mosquito)
Lineage: Eukaryota; Metazoa; Arthropoda; Insecta; Diptera; Culicidae
Gene: Dscam4
Product: cell adhesion molecule Dscam2
Exons: 22
Coding region: 1816-7806 (1996 amino acids)
Biological process (GO): cell-cell adhesion; axon guidance
Cellular component (GO): axon; plasma membrane
Molecular function (GO): protein binding
Source: RefSeq, a predicted model, not a curated record
GGCCCAAGGUAUCCGCCGAGCGCGGUCCGUCGAUUGAAAAACCGACGAGGCCUCAUUCCUUGAUCAAGUGUUGCCAGUGGCGAGUCGGUCGGUCCCUUAGACUCUGGCUUUAGGCACCCGGUAAGUGCAGUGUGUGUGUGUCUGCAAAAGGUGGGGGCGAAGAAAAUCUCUCUACAAGCGCUACUUACUACUUUUGUGUCUGGCCGAAUGUGUCUGGCAUGGAAGAAAAGGAUUAAAAUCUCAUAAUUCAAGACUAUUGCCAAAGUUUUGCUUCCGAACGGACAAAUUGCAACCCUUUUCUUGAAUCCGGACCGCCUCCCCCUCCUGCUGAGACGGUGUUUCCUCUUAAGUGGGGUUGCACAAGAAAAAGACGCAAGGUGGUGGUGCGAAAAAAAAGCACAAGAAAUUCGAGGAUUUGUUUGAUUACGGAGGCAAUCGAGUGUGAAAGCGCCGCAAGGAAAAGUCGGAAUCGAACCAAAAUAGAAGCGUUUCGGGAAAGAAGCCCCCCUUGACAUGGGGGAGUGGGACAUCCCUAGCCAAGUGGGUUGUUGGCAUCAAAUAGGCGACGUGACCCGCCGAAUAAGUGUGUCUUAAGGGGAAGAGGGCAACAAGCAAACAGUAAACGUACGAGAUGCCGGGAAAGAUUGUUGAAUGUGAAAACACUAAAUUGAAGAUAUAUGCUUUCUUUUUCCCUCGGUGAAGAAUUUUAUGUGCUGCGGUGAAAAAGAAACCUUUCCCGUUCAUUCUUUUUUUUACGAGCCGGUGUGCGGCGGAGAAAAUUACAAUUUGAUAGGAUUUGAGCAGCAGCACAAAUCGUGGAAAACGCAAAGUUUUGCGGCCAAUGUCUCGGAAAGCCAAAAAGGGACGAUGUGUACUGAAUGUAUAAUUACUCCGUACUUCUUAAUUGGAAACCGCAACAAGGGAGAGGAAAAGUGAAAAGUUUUUUUGUUCCAGGAAAACCGCAGGAUCCAAAUGGGGAAUGGAAAUCCUUUUUAAACAAAGUAUGAAAAAUCAAAGUGAAAACUUUUCAAUCACUACGGCAGCAGACAGGAAAUGCAUUUUUAAUUGACUAACAUUUUGAGGAUCUUUGGCAGUGCGCGUGUGUACGUGUGUCACGGAAUGGCCGACGACGAUGAUGGUGGUGAGAUUGUGAUGAUGCAUGCAAAUGUGUUGGUGCAGUGAGUGCAGCAGCUGCAGCUUCCGUGACGAGCAUCACCACCAAACCCCCACGCGGGAGAUCGCCGAACUUUGAUUCCAACAGCAGCAGCAGAAGAAUCGUUAAAGUUUAGUCAGGAACCCAACCCUCGUCACCACACUUGAUCCGCUGAGCUGAAAAGUUGUUCUGUCGCUUUGCCGCUGCAGGCAAAACUGCCAAAAGUGUGAAAUCAUUAAUUGUACAUAAGUAUAUAGAGCGAGUAGUUAUCCGUAAUCCCCAGUUUCAAAUAGCAGGACAAAAAAAAAGUUAAAGUUACAACAAAGUGCGACAGUUGGUAAUUGAAAAGGUAACAACGGUAAAGUUUUACAAUUUUACAAUUUUGCAACUCUCACUCGUUACCCGUCUCGGUUGAACUGGUUCGUUUUGGGUGAGAAAAUUUACUGACUUGAGGUACACUUUAGAUGUGCAGAGUGAAGUAAAGUGCUGCAAUUAGUGGUCUGAAAUAGCACCCAAGGAGGAAGAUGCCCAACGAGAUGACCAACCGGAGGAGUUGCUGUCUUAGGUGGCAGCACUAGUCAGAGAACAAGGGUUGCUUGCAACAUACCACAUCGGCUGUUGGUUUUACCGGUCUAUGGUUUUGCCAAAGCUCCGCCACCAUCAUGAUGGAUGUGCGUGGUCUUUUGAAGGCUUCCUGCUUGUUGUACAUACUUAGAGGUGUCAUCCUGCUCGAUCUUCAGGGACCGUUAUUUCUCAGCGAACCGCUGCAUCGCAUCGAAUUUUCCAACAAUUCUGGAACUCACAUCGAGUGUACAGGUCAUGGAAGUCCACCGCCCGAUAUGGAGUGGUCGGUAGCGACAACUAAUCACGAGCUGGUGUACGCAUCGCCAAACGGAAGUCUGAUUUUUUAUCCCUUCACGGCGGAUAAGUUCCGCCACGAAAUUCACUCCACAGUUUAUAGAUGUAAAUUAAAAAACUUAGUCGGUACUAUUUUGAGUCGCGAGGUGCACGUGAAAGGAGUCGUUAAUCAGAAGUAUAAUGUACAAGUACAUGACGAAUACGUCAUGUCGGGCAACACGGCGGUUCUGAAAUGCCAGGUGCCCAGCUACAUCCUAGACUACGUGCAGGUCACGGCCUGGGUGCAGGACUCCGGCGUGCACCUGUACCCGAACACCGACAUCGGGGGCAAGUACAUCGUGCUUUCGAACGGCGACCUGUACAUCAACAACGCCGGUCCCAGCGACGCGUACAAAACGUACUCGUGCAGAACUGUAAAUAGACUAACAGGAGAGAUACAAAUUUCAACAUAUCCAGGUAGAGUGAUAGUGACUGAGCCGAAAGGACUAGUACAACCUAGAAUUAAUGUAGAGAAGCACUCGUUGAAACACAUAGUUGUGAACGCACAAGUGACGUUGCCUUGUGUAGCCCAAGGGCACCCGGUGCCGACGUACCGGUGGUUCAAGGAGGUCAAAGAUCAGAUCAUCCCACUGCAGCUGAACGAACGCAUCAGCAUCAUCUCGGCCGGUCUGCUCAAGAUCGCCAAAGCCCGACUCGAGGACAGCGGGAAGUACCUCUGCUGGGUGAACAAUACCGCUGGCGAGGAGACAAUCCAGGUGACGUUGACGGUGACGGCACCUCUUUCAGCUCACCUGCAGCCCCCAGUACAAACUGUAGAUGUUAGUAAGGACGCCCAGUUCCAGUGCAUCAUCUCGGGUUUUCCCGCCCACGAGGUGCUGUGGAUGCACAACGCGAAACCCAUCGUCCGGGAUAGCCGGAUAGAGAUCUACACCGACACACCCCGGAUCGUGAUCAAGAACGUCCAAAAGGAGGACCAGGGCAUGUACCAGUGCUUCGUGUCGAACGAGUGGGAGCAGAUCCAGUCCACGGCCGAGCUCCAACUUGGAGACGCCACUCCGGAGCUGAUCUAUUGGUUCUCCGAACAGACACUCCAGCCAGGCCCGACCGUAUCGCUCAAGUGCGUGGGGACCGGUAAUCCACCACCGCAAUUUACCUGGAAGUUGGAUGGUUUUCCGAUUCCAGAUAACUCUCGGUUCGUCGUCGGUCAGUACGUAACGAUACACGACGAUGUAAUCAGCCAUGUAAAUAUCUCCAACGUUAAGGAGGAGGACGGUGGCGAGUACACCUGUGUGGCCCAGAACAGCAUCGGCAAGGUGUCACACAGCGCCCGGGUGAAUGUUUACGGAGCUCCCUACAUCCGAGAAAUGCCCAAAAUCACCGGCGUGUCCGGCAGUGACCUGGUGAUUAAGUGUCCGGUGGCCGGUUAUCCGAUCGAUAAAAUCCACUGGGAGCGGGACGGUCAAACGUUGCCCAUUAAUCGCCGCCAGCGGGCCUACAACAAUGGGACACUCAUCAUCGAGCAGCUCCAGCGGACGGAGGAUGCCGGAACGUACACAUGCAUGGCGCAGAACAAACAGAAGCAGACCUCCAGGCGGAACGUCGAAAUUCAAGUCAUAGUGCCUCCCAAGAUUAUGCCCAUCCAAGCGAUGACCAACAUGUUGCGCGAGGGCAUGCGGGCGGCCAUCUCGUGCCAAAUCCUCGAGGGUGACCUUCCGGUCAACUUCCGGUGGGAGCGCAACGGCAAGUCCAUCCUCGGCACCGGUAACGAGGUGAUUCGCCGUUUGGACGAAUACUCGGCCAGUCUCGUCAUCGAACAUAUCACCUCGGAGUAUUCGGGAAACUACACUUGCAUUGCCAGCAACGUCGCCGGCAGUGAGACCUUCACGGUACCCCUAACCGUGAACGUUCCGCCGAAGUGGAUCCUCGAACCGAAAGACUCGAGCGCCCAGGCCGGUCAGGAUGUUGCGCUGCACUGCCAAGCCGGUGGCCAUCCGAAGCCCACAAUCACGUGGAAGAAGGCCAUCGGCAACACACCCGGAGAGUACAAAGACUUCCUGUACGAACCGAACGUAUCGUUGCACGCCAACGGUACGCUGGAGUUUCGGAAAAUCACCAAAGAAUCGCAGGGCCAUUUUUUAUGCGAAGCGAAAAACUCCAUCGGUUCCGGUGUCAGCAAGGUCAUCUUCCUCAAAGUUAAUGUUCCUGCUCAUUUCAACACGAAAAACAAGCAAAUCACUUCACCUCGCAAUAAGCAAAUUCACAUUCAGUGCAACGUCCAGGGCGACAAUCCGAUCGACAUCAAGUGGAAGAUGCAAAAUUCCCAGCAGCACAUCGACGAAUCGUUAGACAACCGGUACAACAUCCGGGAGCAGGUGUUGGACGAUGGAAUGGUUUCAGAGUUGGGAAUAUCUCACACUUACCGACAGGACACCGGCAUCUACGUGUGCCACGCAACGAACGCAUUCGGGCAUGAUGAAAUGUCCAUUCAGUUGGUUAUCCAGGAGGUUCCCGAGGCGCCGAAGAACCUUCGCAUAAAUUCCCAACAGUCGAGAACUCUUCAGCUGUCGUGGAGUCAACCGUUUGCUGGGAAUAGCCCCAUCGAAAAGUACAACGUCGAGUACAAGCUGGUCACGGAUUCGUGGCAAUCGGCCGAGCACAUUACCGUGGCCGGAACGCAAACCGUCAUCACCCUGCAGAAUCUCAAACCAGCGAAAGCAUAUCACAUUCGAAUAUCGGCCGAAAACAAGCUGGGUGCGUCCGAGUACUCAGAAGUAAUCCAGGUGACAACCCUGGAAGAAGUGCCUUCCGGUCCACCGUUGAACAUCAAAGGUGAACCAAAGAGUUCCACCGAAAUCUUCCUCUCGUGGGAAGCGCCCGACCGGGAACAGUGGAACGGCAACCUGCUGGGCUACUACGUAGGCUACCAGGAAGCCUCCGGUCCCAACGACAAGGACAUCAAUCCUACCCAAGGCUUUAAUUUUAAAACCGUCGAAGUUCGGACGCAUUUUGGCGGCGAAACGACGCUUACCAAUCUCAACAAGUGCACUCAGUACAACAUUGUGGUGCAAGCGUACACCAGCCAGGGCAGUGGCCCACCGAGCAAGGAGAUUUCAUUGAGCACCCUCGAGGAUGUGCCUUCCACCCCGCCGGACAGCCCCAAGUGUGACGUCCUGAGCUCGACGUCGAUCUACAUCACGUGGUCACCGCCGGCAGCUGAGGGACAAAACGGUAAAAUCAAGGGCUACAAAGUGUCGUACAUCGAAAUUGACGAUCUUUUCGAACGCGAACCACACACUGCCAAAACCAACAACCAGUACAUGACGUUGGAAAAUCUGAAGAAAUUCACCAACUACACAUUUUGGGUGCUCGCUUUCACGAAGGUUGGUGACGGCGUUCGAACGACGUCAUUCUUCUGCACGACGCACGAAGAUGUACCAUCUGCACCGCAUGCUAUCAAAGCCGUGCCGGCAUCCAGUAAUAAGAUUAUCAUAUCGUGGUUGCCACCCGCAAACCGGAACGGCAUCAUCACCGGGUACACGUUCUACAUGAGCCUGGUAGAUGGAGGUCGUGAGGAAGGUUCCCACAAGCGUACGCUGGUGCCAUACGCAGAAAUCCACGAAACGGUACGUCUCCAAGAGCACGGGACGUAUCAGUUUUGGUUGACCGCGUCGACCAAAAUCGGGGAAGGCGAGAAAUCCGAGAUUGUUACGGUUCCACCGAACAAUAAGGUUCCCGCGAGAAUUGUAUCCUUCAGUCAGGAAAUUGUGACACCGUGGAAGGAAACCCUCGUGCUGCCUUGCCGAAAAGUUGGUGUUCCGGCACCGGUCACCAUCUGGCGUCAGGAUGACCAACCCAUGGAAACGGGCACGCGGAAGCUGAUUGCCAAGAAUGGAACCUUGUAUAUCAAGGACUGCCAGGCUUCCGACGCUGGCAACUACACGUGUAGCGUCGAAAACAACUGGGGAAGGGAUGAAAUCGUGUAUCAUAUUAAAAUUAAAGUACCUCCAGAUCCACCGAGUCUUUCAGUCAUCAACACCUACACGGACAGCCUUUUACUGGAGUGGUUGGACAACAGGAACGGUGGCUCUCCAAUCCUCAGCUACGUAAUCAACUACAAGCGUGAGAACGGGGACUGGGAAGAAAUUCAAAUCGACUCCAAAACCAACACCCACCUUUUGGUGAAUCUCUGGUGCGGUACCAAGUACCAACUGUAUAUAACAGCCAACAACAAAAUCGGAACUGGUCUUCCGUGUGACAUUGUCCACUCGCAAACCAAGGGGCUGCCUCCGGUUCAACCGAAGCACUCGCAAAUGAUCACACACAACUCAACGAGCGUGACCUGCUGGCUGGACUCGUGGGGCGACGGCGGUUGUGGGAUUCUGCACUUUUCCGUCGAGAAUCGGAUCUACGGCCGCUCGCAGUGGGUCAUGAUUUCGAAGCACGUGGAUGCGACGGAAAGGGUCUAUACGGUGGCUGAACUGCAGCCCGCAACCAAGUAUCAGCUGCGCGUGACGGCACACAACAAUGCCGGAUCGACGAUGGCCAUCUACAACUACACCACGUUGACCGUGGCUGGAGUGAUGGUUCACCCCGACCUGACGAAUCCCGUUUCGCCGCACCUCGGGGACAAUCCAUUUUACGCCAACUUCAAGGUCCUGCUGCCGCUGUUUCUCUCGAUUCUAAUCCUAUUUGCACUGAUCGCAGCGGCGCUUCUCAUCCGGAAAAGAAAGCUAAAUAACCAGAACCGAAUCCCGUCAACGUCGAUGUCGGAGUCGCCGUCGAUUGCCAACAUCCAGAACAAGCACAACCGCGACCAGCAGUAUCUGGCGGUGCGGGCCCAGCAAAACAGUCGCAACAGCAAUUCGGUCGAUUCCGGCAGCUUCAAAGCCGAGGGAAAUGAAUACGUUGAAGACAUUUGCCCGUAUGCAACAUUUCAGCUGAACAAACAAACGUACAGUGAAAGUUCAUACAGUGGAAAUGUUUACAGUGGACCAUAUCAUUCGGUAAGAGGAUCAUUUGUGUAUCAUGAUGUAAAAACCGAAAACUAUCAUUCGAACAGCCAGUGCGAAAAACCAAGAACCGAUCCUGAGAAGCACAAAUCCAACAAAGAACCCGAGUACACAAAAGUACGCAGAAAGGGCGGAUCUCGUCUGCGGGAUCCGACCACCUCGGAGCCGAUAGAUAUAAAUCAAUUUAUAGAAUCUGACAAUCCCGGAUCCACAGAUUCCGAAGUUAGGAAGAUACUAACACUUCAUAUACCGAUUACAGAAUAUGAUACGCUUGGUUCCGAGUCCGACAACGACAUGGCCUCGCGUUCAAACCAGUCCAACUACCGUCACCAUAGAGACGCUCAAGACGAAACAUCUUCGUCCUCUGAGAAUUCGCCUUCGAGCGUGUCUCGCAAGGCAAAGCCACCCUACCCGCCGCGAAAGUCGGCCAAGUCGGCCCAGAACCUGACCUCGCAGAAGCGUCACGUGCGGAGUUCGAGCGGCUACUCGAGCCACAACGAGGAGACAACGUUUAGUAUAUCUAACUAUCCCAAUUACUCCGAACACCACAUAACGCCGCCGGCCAGAUUCUCCGAUCUGCUCGCCGGGCGGGACGCCACGUUGGCCGUCUCGUCCGUGAAUCCCUCCUCGGCCACCGGGCUGAUUCAGCAGCUGGGCGGCAGUGCUGCCAGCGAGCAGCUUACGGUGAGCACGAAAAAAUCGAGCGCGAGCACGAGCAGCAAUCACUCGCCGCGACCACGUGCCAAUCAGAAGCUUCAGCGCGAAGCGUUCCAAAUCAAUGUGUGAUGGGAUUGUUACAGCGAUUUUCAGGAUUUUUGAAAAUGCUGACCCGCUCACUAAUAUACCAAAAACAAAAUCAAUCGAACGACAAGAAAGACUCAACAAAUACAACGCAUCUCUUUACAAUUUGAACUACGCGGACGAUGAGGAGAAGAAAUUGAAGCUGGAAAUUUAACACGCGACGACAACGACUUGAACCGCGGCUGUUUUGGUCCCACUUUUUUAAGACAUUCCGUUACAAAAACAACACUCACUUUCCCCCCAAAUACUCUCAAGCAAUCCAUCGUUUGUGCAGUAGAGAAGACAGAACUAACGAAUGAAAAUAGUGAAACUAUGAUGAAAACAAAGAUUGUUAUUGAAUAAUUUAGGGCAAACCAAUGCAGAAUAUUAGAUAGUUAUUUGAUAUGAAAAUUUAUUGCGACAACAGGAAAAUAGAGUGGAAAUGUGCGAAACUUGACCAGAGCAGGAUUUUAGAUUAGAAAUGAUUUUUUUGUUGGCUGGAUGAAACAUUUCCCGUGCGUUCCUUGUGGUCGAAGAAGCCAUCUUGUAUUACAUGUUAGUGCAAUUUUAGAUGCACCCUUACAAAACAAGGUUUGAUAAGCUCAGUUGGCUGAAUGUUGUGCUAGGCAUUAAACUUGCUGAAGCUAGGUUGGUGCCGUUCGUGCCAAUCACAGUCAAAGGAGGAGGAAAAUGAUGAUUGGAUACUAGAGUGGAGUUAGACUGAUGCCUUUCUUGUCAACACUAGUGGUUGCAGUGCAUCCAAGUAAUCCCGAAAAUGUAUUGUAAAAAUUAAAGUGGUCAGACCUACAGCACCUUCUCUCUGCCUAUAAAGCAUUGCAUUAACCGCAGAGACAGAUUCUGUGAACGGAACAAAUUUCACCGAAUCAACUAGGGAGGAAGCAUGCGGUAGACGUACCGUACCAGACGCUCCGAACCAGUUGUGGUGUGGUGUAUUGAUGUGAAUUGGGCAUAUCGACAUCUGUGAAAUUUAUCAGAUGCACUACGAACUUUUUAACUUGAGAAGUAAGAAGUGGUAACCGUUUGCGGUCCUCUUAGUUUCGGCAGUUUCGGCGGUUCGAAAUAUGCCAUUUUUGAAUGUAUUCCAUCAUCAUAGGCGUGUAGGUCAACAGCUUGCGAUCAAGUUUGCUUUUUGAAGUUGAUGGGCCAACUCACACAGCAGUUGCCUCGAACCCCCUUCGACUUCCGUGGAAAUUGGCACUAGGAAGAGCCACGUUGCCUUGUGGUAAAGCAUUCGCAUUGUAAGCGGAAGAUCGGGGUCCAAAUCCCGGCUCGGACCAACACAACUGGUGAUCGUUUCUGGAUUCGAAGGUAUUGUAUCAUCUUAAGCUGGAACUUAUCACAAAACUUAGGGGGGGACCUAUGGAAUGUUAACACGAACAAUUAACAUGUUAAAAUUAGUUGAUUAGAAACUGCAACUGAAUCCGAUUUGUAAAUGCCGGCCCCGAUACUCUUCAAAGGUGUUCCUCUCCAAGGAGCUAGGAAAGAUUUACUUUUUACUUACGAGAUCCAUUUUUCGAUAUCUGGUGACGUAACGGAUCCAGUGACUUGUAGCUCGAAACCGUGAGGAGAUAGAAAUUUGGUGUCAACGGGACCUUUGUGUAUAAUGGCGUACACAAAACCCCAGCAAAGCGUAUGUUUCAUAAAAAAGGUUAAACAAUGAUUCUAAAAUCUCAGCUUUUUCUUGUUACAUGUCAUUUUAUGAUAAAUUUGAUGUUCUUUUCGAGUCUGCAAUAACCCGAAUAGGGUUAUACAACGUUUUAGAACAGACUAAACCAAAAAAAAUGUUGUAUAAAAUAAGGAGUUUGCAUGUAUUCUUUACCACGGUGUGUUUUUUAGAACAAACAAAUUAUAAAAAUUCGGUAUGUCUGAUAUUUGGCACCGUGGAAGAAGGGCGCUUUCCUCCCCCCCCCCCUUUCCGGUCCAUUUGCGUAAAACAGGUUUUGGGUGACUCACCACACAUAACCUUCGGACGCCUAUAGAAAUAAGCACAAACUUGCAACAGAGACCACAAAAGACCUCAAACUAUCAAAUGCAAAUAGUCAUUCUUAUGUAAAAUUGUCUGAUCUUUCCGAUAAAAAUAUUAUCAGAUUUUUUUUUUAAUCUGACCGAACAUUUGAAAACGUCCAAAAAUGCUUUCAUAACGGUAUCGGGGUAAAUGGAACCUAGAUGAUUUUUGCGAUGCAAUUGGUUAUUUUUACUGGAUUCCUAAGACAUUUUCACAUAAAUUAAGUGAGUUUUGAAUUUCACAUAAGUUAUGUGAAUUUUGCAUGGCCACAUAACGCCUCCAUUCUAAAUAUACAAUGGAGUAAAAAUGUUUAAAAACAGGGAAUAGGGGCCAAAUGGUGGAUAAAAGCAUCACCACUCGAUUCCCCGGAUUUUUUUACGUAAGAGAUACUACUUUUCAUAUACGAGAACCUGCUGCGUUUAAUUAAGUACGAUUUUGGGUCGGAUUUCGCCCGAUACUCUGACGAGGAGUUUCUCACUUUCAAGUUAUUUUAUUUUUUUGCACUGAAACUAGAAAGCUUUAUACUAGAAGGUCUCCUUAAAUCAAUUGAAAUCGCAAAAACUCUUAAAGCCUAAGUGAAGGAAAGAGUUUAUUGGUACUUUUUUGAUGAAUCGUUUACAGAAACGUAUGAAAACGUAUGUUCACAACAUGGUUUCUUCGGUCAAAGAGAAUGAGCACAUCAAGUUGCAUCCAAAACCAAACAUACAAAGAAAAAUCUCGAGAGUAAAAUCUAAAGAGCUGCUCACAAAUGAACCCGCAGUGUACAUUACUCGAAACUAUUUUAUAUUGGAGUUGUGUAUUUUAAAAACGAAUCGGUAGUUAUUCCCCACUCAAAGUGAGAACUUGAACAUGUUAGGUUAACAAAUUGAGGUGAACAACACACAAAUCACCCACAAAGCCAACGCAAAACCAGUAGCUAGUUGUUUUUUGUUAAGAAAAUGAUUGGAAACCCUUGAUGGCGAAAAUAGGAUUAAAAUUUAGCAAUUGACCCUCUACACAUACACAAUACACACACACACACAACCCCAAGGUUCGUUCCCUCCUGAGUCGCCACACUCGUUAUCGAGCUUUAGUUAUAGAGGGCGAGGAAAUCGAAGAAAGAAAACAACAAUUUUUCACCCAGUGUCGAGUGACGAGUACAAUAAGCCUAACGAACGAAGGGCGCGCGCCAUUCAUGUUGAUAACGAUUUGAUUUUUUAUAGGAAAUUUUAUUAGGUUGAAUAACUACUGCACACACGCACACUCACACAAUUAAACACAACCACGACUGAUUGGAUGUUUCACGCGCAAUUGUCGCCAUGUUGAGCAGAAAAUGCAUUAAAAACUAGUUCAGAUCGGAAACUUCAGUUACACCUGUUUAGUGACGUCCUAACAAGGAGGAAAUUUUGUUCUAUAGUUGUGUAAAAAAACCCUAGGGAAAUCUUAAAAACAAAAAUUAGAAACAAAGGCAAAGCCAAAAAUCGAUUAUAAAUUGAAAGUGUACAUACAAAUCCAUAAGAAGCGAAAUCACGAUUAAAAAAGAUUGAAAAAUGUACUAAUGGUGAUCAAUAUGUGAUUAUUAAGCUGUUAUAAAUUUAUAAGAUUACUUUUUCUCUUUUAAAGGUUGAACGAAGAAAUAAUAACAACCAUUUUCAAAUAAAGAGAAGAAACUUGCUAAUUAAAAUCUCGCUUAUUAUAACAAAAAAGAAUUUCAAAACUACAAAAUCAUUUCUUCGCAACUCUUUGGACCUAACUUCACACGAAAUUGAUUGUAAAAUUCCCCACUUUAAAUUUCAAUUAAUUCGGUACUAAUUAAAAUAAACAAAUUAGAUUAUUUUCAGUUAUUUUGAAAUUUUUAUUUUAUUUUGGUAUGCGAUAUUUUUAAAUCACUGUUGCCACUUUUAGUACACUUUUUCCACAACAUAUCUCUCUUACCUGCAAGAUACUGUACAGAUCCAAAUACGUCACAGUAGGCAAAGUUUCGGAAUACCAAAAUAAUUUUGUAAGAACGAUAGCUUCACCGCCUUCUUCGCUGUAAAUAUCAAUCAAAAGGAAAACUCACUCACAGCACAGCAAAUAUGUUCAUCACGCUCAACCGUGUCCACACUCAGUUACUAAAAAAGGAAGCAAAAGAAAAGAAAACAUGACCCUUACCUGCUUUCACCCGACACAUUUAAUUUGCGAUCAAACCAUGCUGGCACGCCAAUGUUGCCAAAACGUGUAUCCGACUGAUAGAGAUUAGCCAAUAAAUCACACUCACACAAAUAAACUUGAGCCUAACGAGAGACUGGAUCGACGCAAGCAACAAAAAAAAUGCGAUCGGAAGCGCCAAGAGGCGCAGGAACUGCUAGGAGUUUAGCACCCAAAAAAAAAACAAAGAAGGCCAAACACUGUUAUGACAAUAUUGAAAGAACCCAUUCCAGGAGUGUUUAGCGUAUUAUAGUUUUUAAUUGACAGACAGCCAAACCACGCUGGAGCACAAACAAAAGAUUAUAUUUGUGAAUUUGCAAUAGACUACAAAAACCACGGCAUCAUAUAAAUACAGUGUCUGCAAAAAUAAACAGUUAAUGUAUCAUCAUCCAAACAAACAGAAAAGAAGAAAAAUCCUCGGCACACAGCAUAACGAUACAGACAUACACAAAUGAAAAAAAAAAAAACAUACAAAACAAACAAUAGCAGGAAUAUACCUCGAACAUAGUUUCCUUUCUCAGAUGCUUACAUGAAAUAGAAGAAAAAAUGCAUUGCGAACCGAUAGGAAAAGAAAGCAAAACCAGAAAAAAAACUCACAAUUCCGACAAACAAAAUUACACAAUCUGCACAAGCACUUGAGCACAGCAGCUGCUGCUGGGCGUCAAAAUCCAUUUUGGUAUUAAGGAAUUUUACUGUAAACAUAAUGAAUUGUCACAACAAAAUCCAGAACAAAACAAACGAAAAGAAAAUUUACUCUAUAUAACAAAAAGUGUGA